AUGAGUUUUGCAUUUGGAAGCAGUGGAACGUCUUUCAACUCCGGUGUCUCCUUUAGCUACAUCACUGGAGUUCCUGAUACAAAGGCCGUUACGCCUCCAGCACGAACGGUACUGUUCAAAAACCUGCUGAAACGAGAUGCAAGCACCAGAGAAAAAGCCAUCUCCGAGUUGCUGACCCAGCUCCAAGCCAAGAACCCAGAGACCCUCGACAAGACCACAUAUUACGCCUGGAUCCAGCUUUACGCUAAGCUAGCUAUCGACAUUAGCCGAGUAGUACGAGAUAAGGCACACCGAUGCCAGGGAUACAUUUGCAGCAUUCUGGGUCCCCAGAGUGUUCCCCAUUUGGGCGAUGCCAUCUGUCCUUGGCUUUUGGGAACUGUCGAUUCUGACAGACAGGUUGCUAUGGCAGCCAUGCAGUCUCUGGAUAUCGCCUUCCCGGACCCUGAGAAGAGGGGCAAGUUUCUCAAGACAUUCCGAAAGAGCUGUGUCACCACUCUGGUGGAAGCUCUCCGAACAGAGACAAAGGACUCACUUUCUGACGACCGAUUCGUCACCAAGGAGGAGGCGGAUGCCAAGUUCAACCGGUUCCGAUCGUCCGGAAUCGCUUUACUAGGAAACUUGCUACCAUUCAAGCAAUCCGAGCUUGACGAGGGAUGCGAGGACAUUCUGCAUGAUGAUAAACUAUGGAACUCGGUCACCUCUGACGACUCUGCUUUGGCCCAAGCAGUUAUCACCCUGGCUUCUAAGAUGAUCACUGACGACUCUCUGCAUGAGACCUUCUCCAACACCCUCCUUAGAAAGGGUCUUGGAUCUAUCAAUCCCGGCUGCAUCUCUACUUACACUAAACUUAUCACAAAGCUGACCGUGACCAAUCCAGAGAUCUGGUCCAUGGCCAAGAAACCCCUUACUCCCCAACUGAGCAAGUACCUACGGACCUCAAAAGCGUGGAACGAGAUUCCUGUUCUUAUUGAGGCCAUCAACAGAACUUCCUUGGCUACAGAUAUGGACAAAUUGAUGGCUGACUUCCUGUCUGGCGUCACUUCUGAUGAAUCACCAGGUGCAUGGAUCUGCUUCUUUGACACCAUUGCGAAGAUCGCCAACACCAGUCAGCUUGGAGCCGCCCUUUCUCAGCUCGGGAAGCUCAAGGAGAUCAUUCGACCCAGGGGGUUGUGUAAUGCUACUCUCACUCCCACGGGUCAGAUGUAUCCUUAUGUUUCUAACCUAGCUCGAGCAUGCCAUUCUGAGUUCGAGACAGCCUACAAUGCCGCCAUCACUCGAACUACCGAGAAGAAGGAUUUCCUUACAUUCGAGAAACUGAUGCAACUCACUGCUUUCUUGAUGGAAGAUGAACCUCUCCGUCCUAUUCUUGGACCUGGUAUUGAAGCUAUCUUCACUUUUCCCGUUGAGAAGGCUACAAAGGCUCUGCUCUACCCCGUGAACAAGUUCCAUCUUCUUAGUGAGUCUCUUCAGAACAAGUUCAUUGAGUUCACCAUGGCUCUGCCUCUCCACUUUACUGCAGAUAACGUCGGGCUUUUGCUCGACCUGGCCCAAGAUAUGGCUCGAAAGAUGCCCGCCGAAGAUGUUGACAAGUUCUUUGCCAUCACCACCGAUAACAUUGCAAAAGUGGAAGACACUGAGACUCGACAGAAUCUCCUGCAUGCAUUUGUCUCUUCCCACUGGCCUACUACGCUUCCCGACUCUGUGGUCACCCUACUUGAGGGCACCCUGGACCACAGCUCUACAGCUCUUCUGCUCAAAGGCUCUUUCACAGAUGAACAGAAGAAGGCUCUCUUCUCACAUUUUGAGGAUGACCUUCUAGGCGAUCCCACUGCUCUUGAGGAUCUCUCUGAUGGUGUUCUUACUCGACUGUGUGACGGAUUCCUCGUUGACAAUAGAAGCAUCCUCUUCGAAGACGUUAUGUUCGAGCCUUUCAUCGAGAAGCUGCUUGGAAAAAUCGAGGAGCUUGAGUACACUAACAAGGAACUAGCCUCCAAGCUGGCUGAGCAGUGUGUCAAGGCUGGACUCAAGGACUAUCUUUUGAGCUCUGGAGUUCGUGACUUCAUUGCCGAUCUGUCCAAGCGCGUGGCUGUUCCAUGGCUUUUUGAGGCUUGUCAGCUGUUUUUGACCAAGCUGCAGAACCUCCUGCAGUAUGAUCUGUCUCCAUCUCUAACGGUUACGUCCAAGUUCGGAGGAGCUGUUCUGUUUGAGCAGUUCGUUGGUCCUGAUGAACUUGCAGGUGUCAAACCUGAGCCUCGUCUCAUUGACGAAGCCCUCGGCCUUUUUGGCUUCAUGUUCACCCUCGAUAAGAUCAAGCCUGUUGACGACACUCUAGUAGAGUAUGUGACUGUUGCCAAGAAGUACACUGAACUUAACAGUGUGACCACGGACUUUGAUUUCGAUCGGUACGCUGCUUUUGCUUCUAUGAACGCCCUAUCGAAUGAUCUCAAGACCAAAUUCGAGGACAACAGCAAACUCAACGGACCUGCCGCAUUCUAUUAUGCUCAGAUUGUCGCCGAUACAACUGUUCCAGUUGGUACCGUGAAUGUGCGAAAGCUAGUACAGGAAGAAAAGUAUACUGAGGCUCUGAUUGACAUUGUUUCUCGAUCCGAGGAGGAUUUCCAACAGACUCUCAGCUACUUGGCUUCUGAGAUUCCUUCUGUUUCUGCCUUGGAGAUUGAAGCAAAAAGCGGUUUCAACCGACUGGUUCUCAUCAAUUGCAUCUUCGAAUGUUCCGAGUACGAACUUGACAUACCUCUUCAGCGACUUAGUAUGAUGACCAACACUCUUUUCGACUGGUGUUUGGAGGCUGAGAAUGCCUUUGAGUUGGACUUCAUCCCGAUUCGAGCUGAGAUAGCCAAGCUCAUCUUGCAUCUUGAGGACCAGGAUGUUUCGCGAGACUUGUACGAGAAGUUCCUGUCCUUUGUUAUUGAGGGUCUCAACAUUCUGUCAAGUUUGGAUAAGGAUACUAUUGACGGCGAUAUUGCCGAGAUUGUCGAUGGCUUCCGUCUCCAGCUGUUCAAGAUUCUGGCUACCUACUUCAACAACAAGGAGACUAACCCUGUUCUGGCCGAGGUCUGGAAGGAGGAGAUUGACAGUGUGUGGGAGGAUCUUGCCGGCCAUUUCUGUACUUACGUCACUUCUCCUUCUCCCCUUGCCGUCAAGGUGGACCGCCUUCUUGGACGAAUUGCUGUUCACGUUCCGAUCAAGUACUUUGAGCUCGACAAACUGUUUGGUGUUGUGGCUCGGUCUUCUCCCGAUUGCCAGUUUGCUGCUACCAAGCUUGCUCUUAAGAUGAUUCCUGACCAGCAGGAGGAGCUCUCUAUCAACGUUGAGCUUGCCAAGACUAAGGUUGCCAGUGAACAUGACGAUGAGGACCACAACAUCGACGUAACUCUUUCCCCUGAGCUGCGGUCCGUUGUUGAGUCUGCUGAGCCUGGUUCUUCCCGGUUCCUUCUGGCUUGGAUUCUCAUCUUGGAUCAUCUCGAUGCCUCAUCUUAUGCCAUUAAGCAGGUGUACCUUGAUCAGCUCAAAUCUUCUGAUGCUGUCAACGACAUGCUUACCUGCAUUUCUGAGAUGGUCCAGACCAACCCCUCUACCAAGAACCAUACUGCCUUUCCUAAGACUCUGGACCUCUCUGUUCUUGCAGCGCAUCUUUAUUACCGAGCACUGGUCCAUCUUGGAUCUAUCACCCGUCUGUGGUUCGCUGACAUCAAGAAGCGAUCUGUUGCUCUUGCUGUCAAGGAGACCACUAAGAAGCACUUCUCCCCUCAGCUUAUCGAAGACGAGAUGGAGCGAGUCGAGGAGCUUCUCAAUAAGGCUUCUUUGGAUGACAGCAUGUCUGUGCGGUUCAACAAGCAAACACACGAGGUUCGAGCUACCUACCUUGUUGACGAGCAGAAGAUGGAGAUCUCCAUUGUUAUUCCAGAUGACUACCCUCUGUCCGCCGUAACUGUUGAGGGCGCAGUUCGAGUGGGUGUUCGAGAGAACAAGUGGCGAGCAUGGCUACUGGCUUCUCAGGCCAUUGUUGCCAACAAGAACGGUACUAUUGUUGAUGCUCUGGAACUUUUCAAGAAGAACAUUUCUCUUCACUUCUCUGGUGUGACCGAGUGUGCCAUUUGUUAUUCUAUUUUGCAUCAGGACAAGUCCUUGCCUUCCAAGACUUGUGGCACUUGUAAGAACAAGUUUCACAGUGACUGUUUGUACAAGUGGUUUAAGAGCAGUAACUCUUCCACCUGUCCUCUGUGUCGAAGCACCUUCAGCUUCCGAGUCGGCAAGUAG
Messenger RNA from Yarrowia lipolytica CLIB122, 4278 nucleotides. RefSeq lists its product as uncharacterized. The record is from RefSeq and is a predicted model, not a curated record. Gene Ontology annotation, biological process: rescue of stalled cytosolic ribosome; ribosome-associated ubiquitin-dependent protein catabolic process. Gene Ontology annotation, cellular component: cytosol; RQC complex. Lineage: Eukaryota; Fungi; Ascomycota; Dipodascomycetes; Dipodascales. Gene Ontology annotation, molecular function: ribosomal large subunit binding; zinc ion binding; ubiquitin protein ligase activity.